AUGGCAAGUAGCAAACCAGAUUUCAAAGUUCGGGCUAUUACCUAUCGAGAAAUUGAAGUAAAAAGUAAGGAAGUUAUCAGUCGAGUUUCAGAAAGGCAAAGUCAUUGCUCUUAUAUAGAACCAAAUAGGUUAGCCAUAUUGAGAUUGGUCCAAAACUGGUUAUUUCAUUGUGAUGGUGAAAAUUAA
Entrophospora candida is the source of this 186-nucleotide messenger RNA. NCBI's taxonomy places the organism in Eukaryota, Fungi, Glomeromycota, Glomeromycetes, Entrophosporales, Entrophosporaceae. The record is from the annotation of a GenBank genome assembly.